This is a messenger RNA of Phialemonium atrogriseum, 859 nucleotides long. RefSeq lists its product as uncharacterized. The transcript has 2 exons. The record is from RefSeq and is a predicted model, not a curated record. Bases 231 to 671 code for a protein of 146 amino acids. Lineage: Eukaryota; Fungi; Ascomycota; Sordariomycetes; Cephalothecales; Cephalothecaceae.
UUCGUGGAGGGACAGGAAAUGGGAGGGGCAUACGUACGCAUGAGGCCGAGAGCCGUUCUGGCCGACUGGUUUGCCUGCGAGGGUAAUAGGCGUCUUGUGGGUGAUUGGUGUGAUGCAGGCUUCUUGGAUGGAUAUUCGUUGAUGAUACCGAGGGCUUGCUGUUAACAAAGCGCCUUUGGGGAAUGUUAUUCGUGUUGAUACUUAGCUUGAGAUGACGAAAGAUUAUUGGGAUGGGCGCGUUUUGCACAAAUGGCAGGGAGUCGUGUCGAACCUACGGACUUAGACGGAGCAGUGAUGUGGUUAUGUCCGUCCCAGAUGGGUCUAGAGUUUGCAGGCGCGUUUGUGCGGCAGGCUGGUCAGGGGUAUUGACGAACCCGGAUGCAACGACCAACUGUGGAUACUGCCCCUAUGCGAGUGGCACUGAGUAUUUGGCUGGGAUGAAUAUUAAGCUGGGUCAGAGACAGCGUGAUUUUGGCAUCUUUCGAUUUUUAUUUUUUAUUUUAUUUUUUGAAUUGGGCGCUUGUUUAUUUCUUUAUAUACACUAUUCGCAUCAAGGGCUGGACCUUUGGGUUUGGGCCGAUCUUCAGGUCGUUGAGAAAGGCAUCAACGCAUUUAAGGAUAUGUUUAUUCUGGGAAAGGGCAAAGACAGCGAAGAUGCUGUUAGCAAUUAGGAAGUUCAUUGGUUAGAUACACUACACACGCUAUUCAUAUUAUAGAGCAGAGAGAUAACUGGAAUCAAGAUAGAAUGAAGGUUGGACUAGGUUCUGGAGGUGAUGACCGAUCCCGGAGGGAUCUAGGGAGGGAACCCCGUCUGGCAGAAAAGUCGGGAAGCCUGCAGUACCUAGCCUAUUGAAGAGGG